AUGGUGGUGAAACAAGGGGCUGUCAUUCAAGAUGUGUCAUGUCUGUUCUUUGUCUCUGCAGCCACAGAAGAGCGCAACAUCAUCAUUACAGCCUUGCUGACUUUCCACCAAUCCACCUGCAUUCGCUUUGUCUGGAGACAAUAUUUCCAUCAGGAUUUCAUCCACUUCUUCUCUGGAACUGGGUGUUGGUCCUCCCUGGGGCGUCAAAGCCAAGGACAGACAAUUUCCCUGAGGAAAAAUGGUUGUUUGUACAUUAACACGGUGCAGCACGAGGUUCUCCACGCUCUGGGCUUCCACCACGAGCAGGUCCGCUCCGACAGGGACACAUAUGUCUCCAUCCUCACCCAGAACAUUGAGCCAGGAAUGGAAUCAAACUUUGUGAAGGUGGGGACUAACAACUUGGGCACGCCCUACGACUUCAACUCUGUCAUGCAUUACAACAAAUUCGCCUUCUCCAAAAACGGGCAGCCAACCAUCGUCGCGAAGAGCAAUCCAAGCCUUAACUUUGGACAAGCCACAGACAUGAGCGUCAAUGACAUUGCUCGUGUCAACAGGCUCUACCAAUGCUGAAUUUAAUGUCAGAAGGACACAGCCACGCUCCAGGUACUUCAACUCACCAAAGGCCCAGAUCUGUUGUACUGCAAGAAUAUUACUUCAAAGCAACACAAACUUGUCUUGAAUAUAUAAAUCUACUGCAUAGCUGUGCAUAUCUGAUAUAGAGAUCUGAAGUGGUGCCACACUUUUCUUAGCUUCUGUUUACAUUCAGUCAUAUUAAGUAUCCGUUACGACACUGGACAGGCAAAUUUGCAACAAAUCAAUUGUAAAAACAGCAUUUAGCACAGGGGAUCGCAGUUUCUUUCUCUUGGAGGGCCAAAACUGAAACUUAUUGGUGGGCCACGGGCCAAAAGCAAACACCUAAUGUAUUGUAGUAAGAUGCAAAAUGUUACCAGGAUCCCAAGCUUCCUUUAAUGACUUCCUACUCAAAGUGCAAACUCAGAUAAUGAAAAAGAAUUGAUAAUUAGGGAUCCUAUAUAUUUAGAGAGCAUUUUUACCCCACAACAAAUACAAUUAUUUUUCAAAUCGAACCUUAUGGUGGGCCAACUUUGGGCAGCUCUGACUUAGCAUCUGCAGCUAAGAUAGGAGUUUGUUUCAGCUUGUCAGAAAGACUCAUGAAGGAAAAUGUUGGUGAGAAAUGUUUGUGCCGGGGCUAGUGGAACAGAAGCACGCUUAAAAGGGG
Molecule: messenger RNA, 1237 nt
Organism: Morone saxatilis (striped sea-bass)
Lineage: Eukaryota; Metazoa; Chordata; Actinopteri; Moronidae
Product: high choriolytic enzyme 1-like
Exons: 7
Coding region: 1-570 (189 amino acids)
Biological process (GO): proteolysis
Molecular function (GO): metalloendopeptidase activity; zinc ion binding
Source: RefSeq, a predicted model, not a curated record